CGCACGGUGCAUCGCAUUUCCGACGACUCGGGCACGACGCGAUGGCCGUACGACUGGAGCACAUCCAGGAAUGGAUCGCGUCCACAGUCAACACUCGCAUGGACGGAGACCUCCUCAACCUCCUCAAGGACGGACAGAUCCUAUGUAAGCUCGCCAACUCCCUCAACGCGUCGAUCCGAAUCAACAAACUCAAGACAACGUUCCACUCCAAAGAAAACAUCACUGCGUUCCUGCACUGGGCGCAUCGCAUGGAAGUUCCCGAGCAAGAUAUGUUUACCGCCGACGACCUCCUCUGGGGAAAAGACGUGUCGAUUGUUCUCCGCACGCUCUCCGCCUUGUACAACAUGUUUGCCGAGGAAAUCCGAGCGUCGAUCCAGUAUACUCCAAGUAUGUGCCAGAGCCAAGCAUCGUAUCGCUCCAACAGUGUCGCGUCCGACGGAUGGUCGAGCGACGACUCUGGCCUGGGAGACCUUCACGACGACAGCGCGGACGAGGAAGUUACCGACAUCGCCGAAAGCAUCUUUGUUCGAGCGAACCGGUCGUCGUCCAAGUUCGAUGCGUUCAUGAAUCAAAUUCCCCUUGCGAACUCUCCUCCAAAGAGUAAGAUGGCCGCAUUCUUGGCCAAGACACCCGUCACUGCACCUGUCGUGAUUCCCGCGCCAUCGUCGCGGAAUCAGUCGGUGGAUUCGAACCGCCCUCCGUCCAGGAGACAGUCUGUCGAAUCACGGACGGACAGGAGGCCAUCCAUUGCCGACGCUCCGCCGUCACCCAUACACUAUCACAUGUCAAAACCUCGAGGACCUCCCAAGAGUUGCGCUCGAAGCCCAAUUCGAGCCAAUGCGUCCACUCCGCCGCCGCCCCAGCCGAAAGCUCCCGAACUGGUUGCAUCGAAGCCGGGUCUCCUCCCAAAGUCCGCCGACCCCCGCGCCAAUCUUGCGAAAUUGCUCAUGCAAAAUGCGCCAGUCAAGGCGAGAGUGCCAGAUGACGACGACGACAUGAUGACCCCACCGUCCUCGCCAAAAGUUCACACUUCUCUUCAGACACCUAAAUCGACCACCCCACCAGUUGUUGAGCAGGUGAAACCCGCGCCGAUCUCGUUGACACCUGCAUCAGUUCCUUCCACAGCAAAGACAGUAACCACAGCAAUGCCAACUCCAGCGGCACCAGCUGUGCCCAAACUUACUCCGAUUGCUCUGAAGCCAACUCCGAUCUCUACCCCUCCGAAAGAAGCUCCAAUCCCAAAGGCCACCCCUUUACCCGCUGCGCAGGUUGCAGCCAAACCCGUCAAUAAACUGGCUGGCUUUUUAGCAAAAGUGCCGAGCACCGCUCCCGCCGCGGCCCCCUCGGCUGCCCCGGUGUCGAAACUGAUGGCAUUCAUGUCUUCGACGUCCUCGACCUCCUUCAACCCUUCCAAGCUCCGGCCCCCGUCAACAGUUCCAACGAUGGCCCAGCCAGUGAAAAAGUCCAAGCCAGUCUUUCGCUGUGCUCGCUCCACCGGUUCCUUCAACUGGGUACGCGAACGUCGCACAUAUGCUCCGUCCCACCGCCCCAAAUUUGAUAAAGAAGGCAAACGCCAGAAGUUCAUGGCCCUGCAAGCCGCGAUCAAAGCGGAACAGAAGGCUGCUGCCGCCCACGCGAAGAAGGGCAAGAACACCCCUGCGUGUGUUCCAGGCAUGCUGUGCUACAUCCCAGACGAGGCCGAGACGUGGGUACUGGCUGAAAUCGAGUCGGUCGACACUCGUCGCAAGCACGUUCGAGUGAAACUUGCACAUGACACGAGCAAUCGGACAAUCGACCUGAAAGACGCCGACGUGAUUCGCGCCAUCGGUGGCACGCAAGCGACCGAGAUCGACGCGCUUCCGCUCGCGAUCGCGCACCACGAGGGGGUCGAAGAUAUGCGGAAUCUGCGAUUCCUCAACGAACCGUCCAUUCUGUACAACCUCAAAAGUCGCUUCGAGGCUGCAAAGCCAUACACCUACACGAACGAGAUUGUCAUCGCCGUGAACCCAUAUCAAUGGCUCGGGGCGCUGUACGCUGACCAGCUGCAUGAAAAAUACCUUCAUCAGCCCAAAGAGUCGUUGCCGCCCCACGUUUACGCGACGUCGACCCGCGCGUACAAGCAGAUGAUGCAGCCGCUGGACAAGAUUCGGAACCAAAGCAUUCUAGUCAGUGGCGAAAGCGGAGCCGGGAAGACCGAAACGACAAAGAUUCUCAUGCACCACUUGGCUACGAUCGCUGGGGGCCGUCAAGACGCCACCAUCGCGCGUGUGAUUGAUGUGAAUCCAUUGCUCGAAUCGUUCGGGAAUGCCAAGACGUUGCGAAAUGACAACUCGUCUCGGUUUGGCAAAUUCACCCAGCUCCAGUUUGACCGCCAAGGACGACUCGAAGGCGGCCGGUGUGAAACGUACUUGUUGGAAAAGUCCCGCGUCGUAUCGUUUGCUGACGGCGAGCGCAACUACCACAUCUUUUACCAGCUUUUGUCAGGACUGUCGUGUGCCGAUCAAGCCAAGCUGCACCUGGACCCGGCACAUGCGUACCAUUACACGGGACACUUGAAAGACAUGCAGAUCGACGGCAUGGACGACGCCGCGUGGCUGAAGAAGACGGAGAAAGCUCUCGGUCUUAUCCACAUGGACGGCCCGUUGCAAUGGACGCUGUACUCGGUCUUGGCAGGUAUUUUACACUUGGGAGAAAUCACGUUCACUGCGACGAGCGACACGACGUCGGCGGUCGCCAAAGGCAACAACACGUUGGCACUUGUGUCUGAACUUCUCGGGCUCCCUACCGCCACGAUUGAAUUCGCAUUUUGCAACCGCACGAUCGCAUCCAAUCGCGAGUCGGUGACCGUCCCGCUCAACGCCGUGGAAGCUGCCGAGAACCGAGACGCACUUGCGAAGGCCAUCUACGCCAAUUUGUUUGAUUUUCUCGUCCAGCGCAUCAACACGGCGAUCGCGGUCGAGUUGGCGGCGACGCAGAUCGGCGUGCUCGACAUUUUUGGGUUCGAGGACUUUAAACACAACGGGUUUGAGCAAUUUUGCAUCAACUACGCCAACGAGAAGCUCCAGCAAAAGUUUGUCAAGGACGUGUUUUCGUCUGUGCAAGACGAGUACGUCCGGGAAGGGCUCGCAUGGGACCACAUUCAGUACGCCGACAACCAGGACAUUCUGAACCUGAUCGAAGGCAAGCUCGGGAUCAUCAACCUCAUGAACGACCACCUGCGCCAACCGCGAGGCACCGAGGAAGCGUUGGUGAAUAAGUUUCGCACGAACGCCAAAGACAGCCCGGUGAUUGCGUUUGCCAAGGUCAAGCGGACCCAGUUCACGAUCAAGCACUACGCCGGCGCGGUCACGUACGAAACAAUUGGGUUCAUGGAGAAGCACCGCGACGCGCUCAUGCCAGAUCUUCUCACGCUGGUUCAAGCGAGUUCAGUCUCGUUCGUCGUCGACCUGUUUCCGAACCCCGAAGACGAAGAGAUGUCGAAUUCAGGUACAAGUGCUUCUGCAGGCGAAGUUAUCCCGCCCAUUAUUCAAGCAUGGAACCUUCGUCGCAAAGGCGGUGCGACAGUAACCAAGUCCAAGGAUGAAGAAGUCGUCGAGAAAUCGUUCGGCGCUCGCCGGAAGGCUGUGCCUCCCAAAACACUCGGGCAGCAAUUCAAAACAUCCCUGUCCAAGCUCAUGGAAACGAUUGAAGCGACGCAUGUUCACUACGUCCGUUGUAUCAAGCCGAACGCGGUCAAGUCCCCCACCGAAUUCGACAAACCGAUGGUCGUGGCGCAGCUGCGGUCGGCCGGCGUGAUCGACGCCAUCCGCAUUUCCCGAGCCGGGUACCCCAGCCGUCUCUCUGCCCACGAACUCGCGACGCGGUACUCGCUCAUGUUUCCACCGUCGAUGGUGCAACCCACCAACGUCCAAGAUACGUGUGCAAAGGUCCUGGCCAAGAUGGGCUUCCACAUGCCGGUUGAGUAUCAAAUGGGCAAGACGCUUGUGUACUUCAAGGCGGGUGUCCUCGAGGAGCUCGAAACUCUCAAGUCCGACUUUGAAUAUGAGCAAGCCACAAUCAUCCAGAAGAUUGUCCUGGGGUUCCUGGCCAGGCGUCGGCUCGAUCGAAAACUACGGGCGGCUGUGACGCUGCAGGCAUUUGGCCGACGAGUGUUGGAGCAAAAUUUCCUCCACAACAUGCGCCACCGGAUUGUGUCGGUGCAAGUUGCGUUCCGCCACCGCAAACUCCACAAACAGUUUGUGGCAAAGCGAGCUGCAGCAGAGGCCGCGGCACUGGCCGAAGCUCAAGCUCAGGCCGCAGCUCGUCAAGCGCGGCAAGAGGAAGCGCAAUUGGCGAUGCAAAACAGAAAGCAACUGGUUUUGCCGCCCAAGUUGGACGACACCAACUGGGUCGAUACGUCCCCGCGGUCGAGCCACUCGACACCACUCACGUCGCCCGAAGCUGCCACGUCCGAAGAAAGCUUUGGAUGUGCGCUCACGCGAGCCAAACAAGCCGAGUCGGACGCAAAGCACCUCAUGCAACGUUCCGAUUCCAUGCUGGCCGCAAACAAGUCGUUUGAAGCGGAAGCGAUACGGCUCCGUGAGCAAGUGGACCUCUUGACCAAGGAAAACGAACGGCUGCGGCAGCUGCUCAAGGACCACAGGAUCCACCCGGAGACGGGCGCAUCCACGUCGUCGUCGGGCAAGUGGUUGUGAUGACGAUGAAAGCAACGUGCGCACUCGUCUCGAGCUCCUAUUUAAACACUAUUGCAUCUACCAUCUCGUGGGUCUUAUACUACUCGUGGCUCUUUCUCGA
This is a messenger RNA of Aphanomyces invadans, 4794 nucleotides long. RefSeq lists its product as hypothetical. Gene Ontology annotation, biological process: actin filament organization; vesicle transport along actin filament. Lineage: Eukaryota; Oomycota; Saprolegniomycetes; Saprolegniales; Verrucalvaceae. The transcript has 4 exons. Bases 42 to 4694 code for a protein of 1550 amino acids. The record is from RefSeq and is a predicted model, not a curated record. Gene Ontology annotation, molecular function: ATP binding; actin filament binding; microfilament motor activity. Gene Ontology annotation, cellular component: vesicle; actin cytoskeleton; cytoplasm.